Molecule: messenger RNA, 1374 nt
Organism: Caenorhabditis remanei
Lineage: Eukaryota; Metazoa; Nematoda; Chromadorea; Rhabditida; Rhabditidae
Exons: 7
Coding region: 1-1374 (457 amino acids)
Source: RefSeq, a predicted model, not a curated record
AUGGGCGAAAUCGAAAUUCCUGACGAAAACGUUCAUAUAUUCAUAACAAAUAAGCAUUUUAUAUGUUUCCUUCAAGUUCUCAAUUUGAUCUACACUUACAAUGUGAUUAAAUCAAAUUUCUAUGAGAGAGGAUUCAUUUUGACAAGUGUUGGUUCAAUUAUUCUGGUUUUAACGGUGCUUGGAGCACUCAAAUCGAUACUGAUAUCGAUGGAUAAGACGUCUGGAAUUAACAAACUCCAAAAAUGUUCAAGAGAUUUAUUGAUUGGUUUCGGAGGAAUCGCUUUGUGUGGGGUGAUACCACAAUUAUGUGUUUGGUGGUUGAGGGAGAGUACGACCAUGCAAAUCCUUCAUGUCGUCUGCAACCUUACCCCAAUCCUCUUCCUUCUCCUAUUCAUCCGUCAACACUACACCAUCUACUGUGUCAAAUCACAUAACAAAAAUUCUGAAGAUUUCGGUUUCUCCAAAGUCCGGUUCGCAAUAGUUCUCAUCCAUCUAUUCACUCUAGUUUUAUUUUGCUCCUUUGCUAAGAAAGUUGUCGGUGAAAAAGAUUCAAGUGCAGUGGUGGGACUCCUUAUCAAGAACACAUUGGUAUUUGCGCCAGCAAGUGCUGAGCUGUUUGCAAUUUUACUAGAAGGGAUUUAUUUCAAGACAGAAGUCAAAAAACCUGUUGCAGUGAAGAAAAACACACCCUCUUCACGGCCCUCUAACCCAAGACCACGCCCCUCUCAAUCAACUUCGUACUACAGUAAAUGGGGCGUGUACCACGCAGCACCCAUCCAACAGGAUCUACACCUCACCGGCUCCACGUGUCAAAUUUGCUCCUCCGGCUUCAGUGCUACAGUAAUCCCCAGAAUACUCGUCGGUUGUGGGCAUACAGUAUGCCAGGCGUGUAUACAGAAGCUGCCGAGAGAAGGAUUCCAAUGUGUACUCUGUCCGUUUUGUAGGAAAUCGACAAAGUUGCCGGACGGUCUUCCCAGCACACUCCCCAAAAACUAUGCGGUGCUUGAUAUGAUUCAGGAGAUUGGAAUUACGCUCUACCUGACCCAAGUCAUCUGCACCUUGUCCCCAAUCGUUCUCUUCUUCCUCUUCCUCAUCCCCCAUUUCUCCACUUACCACGUCAAAAACCAAUCCCCCGAAGCGUGCUCCCACACUCGUCUCCUCGUCGUCUCCAUUCACUUUGCCUACUUAAUUGGUGCCUCAAUUAUCGCCGAUCAAUUUGCUCGCGAGGAAGGCCAAAAGUAUAAUUAUAUUGUGGGAAUCUCAUUGAUGUAUACGUUGGCUUGUGGAUUUGCAACAGCAGAAUUUUUCGCGAUUUGGAAGGAUGGGAUUAUUGAGGAAGGUUCACACGAAGAACAUUUGCCAUGCAAUCCCUAA